Messenger RNA from Paramecium octaurelia, 1225 nucleotides. The record is from the annotation of a GenBank genome assembly. Lineage: Eukaryota; Ciliophora; Oligohymenophorea; Peniculida; Parameciidae.
AUGAAUAAUAAUUUUGGAUCCCACUUCCACCUCAAAACUGAAUUACCCAUUCUACCUCAAUCAGAAGUUUUUAUUAGACAAUAUUCAUCAGAAGUAAAUUCUUUGUCUCUAUUCCUAGAAUGACCCAAUUUGUAAUAAUCAUGCUCGCACUUUCAGUUUAGGAAUCGAUAAGGUUGGCUCCGACAAAUUCAACACCAUCUCAUAAAUUGACACAGGGAAACAUGAACCCAACCUAGCCAUCCCUCUCAUUAUCUAAUAAGUAUGCUCACUCUUAUCACACAUAGUAAACGGGAUCAGAAUUCUAAAUUAAUGUUGAUAAUAUCAUCUAAUUCAAUCAAUAAUGUAUUCAAAAUAACUAUCAAAUAAGCUCUAACUUUUAUGAACUCCAACUAUGCAACCAAUAAUUUUAUUAAACUCGGAUCAAAUAAUGAAUUAUUGCAAAAUGAAGACGAUAAUCGACCAUUCACUCCACCACAAGAAGAACAUAAUUAUGAAAUCAAUAACUUAAAUUAUGUAAUGCAAUCCCCUCGAAAAUCAUGCAAAUUCAAAGCAGCUGGCAACUUAGUCUUAGGCAUACGAAGAUUAUAGCAAAAUGUUGUUGAAUAAAUUACAUCUUCAGUACUAUUUAUAGGUAUUAGGAAUAAUUUUAUGAAAAAUUUAAUCCAAGCCCUUGUUAAACUACAAAGAACAUUCAUAAAGUUCAUCCAAUCUAAGAAUCCAAGGAAUUUUAAGUCAUCGAAAUGCUCAAUCAAUUUAAAUUAGUUUUCCAUUUAACUCAACAUUCAAUGAGAGGCUCGUAUGAAGACAUCCAAUAAAUGAUCAAAUUAUUGUAGAGGGAUCCAAAAAGGUAUAACUUAAAAUAUUAUUACUUAGAAAUCUCACUAAUCCCUAAGACCCAAAUCACAUCAUUAAUUAAUUUAAUCAAUAUGGAUAAAAUUCAUUAUAUAUAGCUUGCAAAAAUGGCAAUGAUAAAGUUGUUAAAUUUUUGCUCUCACUUGAUUGCAAUGCGCAUAUCAAAAGCAAAGUCUAUGAUGAUCUGUCAGAAAGUCCAUUAGAUGUAUCUGUCAGAUGGCAUCAUUAUGAAUGUGUGAAAUUACUUUUAAAUCAAAUAAAAUAUACUGAUGCCGAAUUGAGAUCAGCUCUCAAGAUUAGUUAAAAUCCAGAAAUCACAAACCUGAUAAAAAGAAAAAUGAGUUCCUCGUUAUUCUCCUGCUGUCUCUGAAAC